UGCGCCAAACUCAGUCAACCAUAGCCGAACUCCGGCGCGUGGGGAAAGCGGAAAUCAAAUGGACCCUUAUGUUCCUCGCUGUGCGUGACGCCCACUCAAAACACGCGUGUUGCUUACGGAAGCAGAAGCGUACACCACGUACAAGACUCACAUUUUGGCGUAGACUCUGCUGCGGCACAACCAAACAUCUAUCAACCCAACCGGUGUCCAGGAGGAACAGGCGUGUUCCUUAGAUGAGCUGGGUAGUCUUGGACUUGUCGCAGGUCACUGGCAGCAGAGAACUGGAAGGAAAGGCGGCCAAAGGAGGUGUUGGCUUUGGGGAUGACCAGUGAGAUAUACGAGGCGACUGUAGUGACUGCUGGACACCUGUAGUGACUAGCAUUAUGGGAUGUGGCACCUCCGUCACCACCGACAACAUGAGGAGGAGACUGACGACAGACCAGAUGGCCAUGAAAACUCCCAGCCCUGCACUGGCUAUGAAGGCAGCCAUCCUGAUCCAGCGCUGGUACAGACGUUACAUGGCCAGGUUAGAGAUGAGACAGCGAUACACGUGGAACAUCUUCCAGUCUAUAGAGUAUGCUGGGGAGCAAGACCAGCUACAGCUCUCCAGUUUCUUCAGUUUCAUGCUGGACAACUUCACUCAACUCAACGGGAAUGGCCCAGAUCUGAUCUCCCACCUGCUGGACCCAGUGGUUGACCCGUGGUCAGACAGAGAGAGACAGACCAUGUAUGAACAGAUCACUGUUCCUGAGUCCUACAGCGGUCCUCACCUCACCUUCCCCCUCACCGUCUCUCACACCAACGCCCUGCUCUCUGCAUUCAAAGAACAACAGCCUCUCCAUGGCAGAUACAUGCUGCAGUUGUUACACCAGACUAAGAAGCUCCUGAAACAGAUGCCAAACGUCAUUCACCUGUCCACACCCUACGCCAAGGAGAUCACAAUAUGUGGAGAUUUACAUGGCCGUCUAGAUGACUUGCUGCUCAUAUUCUACAAGAACGGACUCCCCUCGGCAGAGACGCCAUACGUUUUCAACGGAGACUUCGUGGACCGAGGGAAGAAGUCUGUGGAGGUCAUCAUCCUGCUGUUUGCCUACCAGCUCCUCUACCCAGACCACAUGACCCUGAACAGAGGCAACCACGAGGACCACCUCAUGAACCUCCGAUAUGGAUUCACUAAAGAAGUUAUGCAGAAGUACAAGACACAUGGCAGGGACAUCCUACUGCUGGUCCAGGAUGUGUUCAGCCUCCUCCCCAUAGCAACAGUCAUCGAUAACAAGGUGCUCAUCGUCCAUGGAGGAAUAUCAGACAUGACGGACCUGGAUUUCCUCAGCUCUAUAGAGAGACACAAGGUGAUAUCUGCCCUGAGGCUUCCUAGGAGGAGUCUGAACCAUCUGGAGGUGACUAGGAGCAGUAGUCAGGGCCAGCCAGAGAGCCCCAGGUGUAGGAGCAGGGGCCAGCCAGAGAGCCCCAGGUGUAGGAGCAGGGGCCAGCCAGAGAGCCCCAGGUGUAGGAGCAGGGGCCAGCCAGAGAGCCCCAGGUGUAGGAGCAGGGGCCAGCCAGAGAGCCCCAGGUGUAGGAGCAGGGGCCAGCCAGAGAGCCCCAGGUGUAGGAGCAGGGGCCAGCCAGAGAGCCCCAGGUGUAGGAGCAGGGGUCAGGACCAUGGCAACACCCCGAAGAAGAGACGUCACCUCACCAGACAGGGCAGCUCCUCCUCUUCCUCCUCAUCCUCACUGUGCUCCCCCCGGGGGUCGUCCCGCCUCACUCUGUGUCACUGCCUUUCUCCCAGCAUGCUGAGCCCCACCGACAACCUCCAGGUGCCCUUCCUGGACUCCUUCACCGCCCUCCCCGUCCGUCAGCCGCCCAGGGAGGAGUUGGAGUGGAAACAGGUAGUAGAUUUGCUGUGGAGCGACCCGAAGAGCCAGCCAGGCUGCAGUCCCAACACCUUCAGGGGAGGAGGCAGUUACUUCGGGCCAGACGUGACCAGAAGCCUGCUGGAGAGACACGGCAUGACUCUGCUGAUCAGAUCACAUGAGUGUAAACAGGAGGGCUACGAACUCUGCCACGACGGACAGCCUCCCGUCCGUCAGCCGCCCAGGGAGGAGUUGGAGUGGAAACAGGUAGUAGAUUUGCUGUGGAGCGACCCGAAGAGCCAGCCAGGCUGCAGUCCCAACACCUUCAGGGGAGGAGGCAGUUACUUCGGGCCAGACGUGACCAGAAGCCUGCUGGAGAGACACGGCAUGACUCUGCUGAUCAGAUCACAUGAGUGUAAACAGGAGGGCUACGAACUCUGCCACGACGGACAG
Oncorhynchus nerka (sockeye salmon) is the source of this 2303-nucleotide messenger RNA. RefSeq names its product serine/threonine-protein phosphatase with EF-hands 2-like. The record is from RefSeq and is a predicted model, not a curated record. The annotation marks the transcript as partial. NCBI's taxonomy places the organism in Eukaryota, Metazoa, Chordata, Actinopteri, Salmoniformes, Salmonidae. The transcript is spliced from 17 exons. Gene Ontology annotation, molecular function: protein binding; phosphoprotein phosphatase activity; iron ion binding. Gene Ontology annotation, biological process: detection of stimulus involved in sensory perception.